AUGAAAUACUUCUACUUGCUAACAGCAAUUAAAGAUCAACAACAAUCAACUCAAUUACAACAAGCUACGCCUAGCGCUUCUUUAGCAAGUGGUUUAAUGCAACUUUUCGUUGACCAAUCUGAUCGCCCAACGGAUGAUGAUGGUGAUAAUAGUGACAAUGAUUAUUACGCCGACGCGCACAAUAUUACAGAUUUUGAAUAUCGAUACCAAUCAGAUAUAACUGUUUUCAGUCUCUGUGAAAAUUUAAUCGAGUUAUGCUCGAAUUUAAGGAUUGCAGACGUCAAACAAGACUUUUUUGAGUCAAUUCAAACUUGUGUUACAUCAUCGUUGGACGUUUUAUACGAUAUUGUGCACCGUGACAAAGUUAAUGAUCGUGACCGUCCAAUACUUACAACAAAUAUGGACACACAAAGUGUAGAAGACUCACUUGUACAAUCCUCAGUUGAGACCCCAGUGAAGGCUGUUGCAAACGCACCAUAUUUAUUUGACGAUGAAAAUGACGAGUUUUGCAAUGAACCUCAAUUAUUCGAAUCUAAUCCUAAUACAAUCAGCGAAGCCGUUCUUGGUGCAAGUACACAUGAUGUCUUUGCUCGGUUAUUGGAAUGGUUGAUGAUUACAUUAUCUGAUGGAAAUAUAGUUCGAGUAACGCAUGCUUACGAUAAAUUACAACAUUUUGGAGAUAUGUUAACACAUUAUCGAACAUUCUUCAGUCGCUUAAAAACCGUUGAUACUUUAAGCGUAGUUUACUCGAGCAAACGUUCAGGCAAUUAUAUAAUAUUAAAAGAUUUUGGCAUAUAUUUAAAGCUUAUUCUUCAGAAUUUACUAGACGAUAGUGGUGUUGUCAGCAUUGUUGAACUACCCCCGCUCACUAUAUUGUCUCAGCAACAACAACAGAGUAACAUGGAAAAUGAUCUUCUAAUAAAAACAUCAACUCUAAUUCGUAGUGAAAUUGAAUGUAGCAAUAACAAAUCAGGUAUCAGUGAUAAAACAUCAAGUUUAAAUUUAUUGAACUGGCAUGAUUAUGUAGAACAUGUCCCUAUAUUGUUACUCAAUUUUAUAAAAUUAUUAACUAUGAACAAGAUUGAUUAUAAAGAAUUUAUAGAACAAAGCACUACGAUGAAUUUAAAAGUUGAAGCAAUUCCGUGUGACCAAGGUCGGCAAUUAAAACAAUUAUCAACUUGUUUCGAUCUGAUCGCUUGUAAAGAUAAAAGUAAAUUUAAUCCAAAACAAUUGCUAUUAGCAAUUUCGCUGUACAAAAUAACUGGAAGCCGAAGGGCGAUCGAAUUGCUCAAUAAGUUUGGCUUAGUCUCGUCGUAUGAUUCAGUGCAACGCACAUUAACAACAGUGUCUGAAAAAGAAUAUAAUUCAGAUGGCUUACCAUCACGUGUGUUGAAAAACUCGUUUCUUAUCAAAGUAGUGGACAAAUGUGAUCUAUUAAUCAAUUCGCUUGAUGGAAAACGUAGUAUCCAUAUUGUUAAUCAAUUGUAUAUUCAUCCAAAUCCAACAGUUGAAAAAGACAGUGACUUUGAGUUUGACAAAGAAAAUCUUUCCUCCAACCAAACGAAAAUAAAAACGAAAGAUACAACCUGGUCUCUUGCCGAUGUAACGAACAGAAGUAGCCAUCAAACAACACAAUCAACAAUCAAUUUCGGCCCAGCAAAUUUUCAGUUGUUGGAUAAUACAAUGUCUACUGUCUUUCAUGAUAAUUUAUUUGUAUAUGCAUUGAGUCAUAUUGACAAGUUAAAGAAUGAACCAUCAAAAUAUCCAUUAUUAUCCGGCUAUAUGUAUUUAUAUUUAACAAUGAAAGAAAGACCUCCAUCAAUUUUCUUGUAUGGAAAUCCAAUUGACAUGCCUGCGACGGCUUCGAAUGCACCAGCAGCUAUCUCGAAGUUAACUAAAAACGAAUUUAUAGAUAAUAAAUAUCAAGAAAAAGCUGUCUUAGUCGUCGACGAAGCGAUUUACGCAUCUUUGUUAAAAGAGAAAGAAAAAGAUAGUACAAACAAUCCUGAACCACAAUACGAUGAUAUAUUCUUGCUACCUGGUGACUGGCAUUUUAUGAAAAAUAUAUUUGGGAUACUUGGCUUAGAGUAUUUAUUCCAAGUACUCUACGAUUCGACAGUGGUUAACGGAAUUAUUGGCGUUUAUAACUUUGAUCACACAUUUCGUGCGUACAUCUUGUUAUUUACAUCAUUGUACACGUUACAAAUCGAAGAAUUUAUUGAUGAAAAUGCACAAAAUGUAAUGGAGCUAACUAUUAUUGUUAAUCAACUGAAAGAUACAUUGCCAAAUCUAAAUGAUGAAAACAAAAAACAGGAAUUAUACGAUGCAUUUUUAAAUUCAUGUGAAAUUUUACAUCUAAUGAGUGUUAUGAAGGAUUUUGAACAUUGGAGGAGGAAGAAAUGUGAAACAAAAGUCAUGUUCAAAUAUUAUGAUUACGUAUUACAUUCCUUAUUAGUUCCAAUCUUCACGCUUUACAUCGCAACAAGAACAAAUAAUUUUUCAGUUCGAAAUAAACAGUGGCGCUAUUUUAUUCCAUUUUGUUUCGCGUUUAAUCAUACAAAUUAUUCAUGA
Didymodactylos carnosus is the source of this 2571-nucleotide messenger RNA. The record is from the annotation of a GenBank genome assembly. NCBI's taxonomy places the organism in Eukaryota, Metazoa, Rotifera, Eurotatoria, Philodinida, Philodinidae.